This is a messenger RNA of Vigna unguiculata (cowpea), 2375 nucleotides long. Its product is annotated as WD repeat-containing protein 26 homolog. NCBI's taxonomy places the organism in Eukaryota, Viridiplantae, Streptophyta, Magnoliopsida, Fabales, Fabaceae. The record is from RefSeq and is a predicted model, not a curated record. Gene Ontology annotation, molecular function: protein binding.
AGAAUACAAUAGCAAAGGGUAUUACGGAGAGAGGAACAGCAGAAGAAGGUUAUAGAUUAGAGAAUUGCAAAGAAAGAAAAAGAGAAAAUAGAAAAGAAAAAAAGGAGAAAUUCAGUGGAAUAAUCCAUGAAACAUUUCUCUAUAUAAACACAUCCACACACCACAAUCUCCUUCUUCUGCUGCGGUAACUGCAGAGAGAAAAAGAGAGAAAGAAAAAGGGAAGAAACGGUGCGUAGCGCAGAAAGCGGAAACACGCGGAAGGAGGAAUCAGCGGUGCUCCACCGGCGAUCGCUCAUCGGCGCCGGCGAACUUCAGAUCGCUGCUCUUGCUUCUCCGGAAAUUGUGCCAUGCGAUUCUUCCAGAGGCAUUUUGUGUUAUAGUAUUGCAGUGCUGGUUUUUUGGCUCUCUGGUGGAAAAUUGUUAUAUAUGGGCUGAGGUGUGCUUUUCAUGGGAGGUGUGGAGGAUGAAGAACCAGCUUUGAAACGAAUGAAAGUAUCCUCAAAAGGAUUAGGUGGUCUCUCAAACGGUUCGUCUUCAGUGGAGCCUGUUGGAGGCUCUUCAAGCGACUUGAUGGCGCGGCCCCUGUCAUCUGAAGGGGACGGCGAAGUUGUUGGUUCAAGAGGGGUUAUAAAAAGAGAAGAAUUUGUUAGGAUAAUCACAAAGGCAUUGUAUUCGCUUGGUUACAAGAAGAGCGGGGCACGUCUAGAGGAGGAGUCUGGCAUACCUUUGCACUCGUCUGUUGUGAAUCUGUUUAUGCAGCAAAUACUUGAUGGCCAUUGGGAUGAGAGCAUAGUCACAUUGAAUAAAAUUGGUCUAGCAGAUGAAAAUGUUCUCCGGGCAGCUUCGUUUUUGAUAUUGGAGCAGAAGUUUUUUGAACUUCUUGAUGGGGAAAAGGUCAUGGAUGCAUUGAAGACAUUGAGGACUGAGAUUACACCUCUUAGCUCUGAUAGUAAUAGAAUUCGUCAACUUUCUUCCUGCAUGCUUUCUCCAUGUGGCCAAGUUGGUUCUUCAAAGCGAGAUAUUGUACAGGUGAGAACUCGGUCAAAACUGCUGGAGGAACUGCAAAAUCUGCUUCCCCCAACUGUACUGAUACCUGAAAAGAGAUUGGAACAUCUAGUUGAACAAGCUCUUAUCUUGCAACGAGAGGCUUGCCUUUUUCACAACUCAUUGGAUAGAGAGAUGUCAUUGUACUCAGAUCAUCACUGUGGAAAAACUCAGAUACCUUCUAGGACAUUACAGAUAUUAGAAGCACAUGAUGAUGAAGUUUGGUAUGUGCAAUUUUCGCAUAAUGGGAAAUAUUUAGCUUCAGCAUCAAAUGAUCGAUCUGCAAUCAUUUGGGAGGUUGACAUGAAUGGUGGAGUGUCUAUGAAGCAUAAAUUAUCUGGUCACCUGAAAUCUGUUUCUUCUGUUUCAUGGAGUCCUAAUGACCAAGAGCUCCUAACAUGUGGUGUGGAGGAGGCUGUUAGGCGGUGGGAUGUAUCUACUGGUAAGUGCCUGCAAGUUUAUGAAAAAAAUGGUCCUGGUCUCGUCUCCUGUGCAUGGUUUCCAAGUGGGAAAUAUAUACUCUCUGGCCUCAGUGACAAGAGCAUUUGCAUGUGGGAUUUAGACGGGAAAGAAGUGGAGUCUUGGAAAGGACAGAGAACCCUUAAGAUUUCUGACUUGGAAAUAACGGGUGAUGGGGAACACUUUUUGAGUAUUUGCAAAGACAAUGCAAUACUGUUCUUCAACAAAGAAACUAAAGAAGAGAGAUUUAUUGAAGAAGAGCAGACGAUAACUUCCUUCUCUUUGUCAAAGGAUAGCAGAUUCUUGUUGGCUAAUCUUUUGAACCAAGAAAUUCACCUCUGGAAUAUAGAAGGUGAUCCUAAACUUGUUGGCAAGUACAGAAGUCAUAAACGCACCCGGUUUAUCGUCAGAUCUUGCUUUGGUGGUCUUAAGCAAUCUUUCAUUGCUAGUGGUAGUGAGGAUUCUCAGGUUUACAUAUGGCACAGAAACUCGGGGGAUCUAGUAGAGGCAUUGCCUGGUCAUUCUGGAGCUGUUAACUGUGUGAGCUGGAACCCAGCAAACCCUCACAUGUUAGCCUCGGCGAGUGAUGACCGUACUAUUCGGAUAUGGGGCUUAAAGCGCCUCAAUGUAAAGUAUCCCCCUAAUCUACUACGCACCAAUGGCGUCCAUUACUGCAAUGGUGGAGCCGAACUUAGGUGAACCAACCAACGCAAACUAUUUCUAUUCCAUCUCUUUUUUUUAACAUUGCAAUUCUGUAAAUACCUUCACUAUCACAUCUAGUAGACCAGACAGACAAACAGACACAGACAUUCAUACCAAACAUGCACCAUCUGACUUCUCAAAAUAAAUUCUUGUUUCAUUUAUCUUCUUCC